UUUUCUCAAUGUUUUACAAAUACAAUUCUGCAUUACAAGAAUUAGAAACAGCUUCAUUUACUUGUAUUGGCCCUCCAAAUAAAAAAAAUGUUUGGAGACUUGUAGAAUCUCAACUUGAAGAAACCUCUCAUUUAAAAAGUUUAUUACGUGUUUUUCGCUCUGAAGCAAUUACUUUACUUUUAACACAAUGGACAGGUUUACAUUUACACGAAAUUAGAAAAGGAGGAGCAAUAAAUGAAGGAAAUAAUGGAGAAGAAGGAGGAGAUGAGGUGACAACUACUACAAGUGAUAAUGGACCUCCCUCAAAAAAGUCAAAAAUAAAUUCGAAAGAAGAAAUUAAUAGAGAUGUCGAACUCGUUUCAUUUAUCAAUCGUUUUGAUCAAGGCUGUUAUUCAAUGGCUGAUGACCAACUUAUUGCUCAUUCUGAAGAUAAUGGAUUUAGUUUGGAUGUAAUUAUAUUUUUUGGCCGAAAACAAAAUUGGCCCUCACAAAAUGGAGGUUUUAUAAGUUAUUUUUCGAGUGGGGAAGAAGAUGAAAUUAUUCGUGUUAUUCCAACAUUGAAUACAGCUGCGAUAGUUUUUAGAGAACCAGGCGUUUUAAAUUUUACCAAAUAUGUAAAUCAUCGAGCGGGUUCAGACCAUUUUUUUACUUUAAAUUGCACAUUUUUUGGUGUUUGUACCGGUGAAAGUGAAAGCGAAGAAAGUUCUUUAAAUUCAAAAAGUAUUCAUGAAGAUAGUGAAGAUGAAGACGAGGAAGAAUUUGGGUCGGAGGAUUUUGAUGAAAAUGAAGAGGAGGAGGAAGAAGAGGGAAAGGAUGAGGGUGGUGGUGAUGGGAAUUGUGGUGGACUUUAA
This is a messenger RNA of Meloidogyne enterolobii, 851 nucleotides long. Lineage: Eukaryota; Metazoa; Nematoda; Chromadorea; Rhabditida; Meloidogynidae. The record is from the annotation of a GenBank genome assembly.